This is a messenger RNA of Selaginella moellendorffii, 1796 nucleotides long. Its product is annotated as caffeoyl-CoA O-methyltransferase 5. NCBI's taxonomy places the organism in Eukaryota, Viridiplantae, Streptophyta, Lycopodiopsida, Selaginellales, Selaginellaceae. Gene Ontology annotation, molecular function: S-adenosylmethionine-dependent methyltransferase activity; O-methyltransferase activity. The record is from RefSeq and is a predicted model, not a curated record. The transcript is spliced from 8 exons. The coding region runs from base 748 to 1623 and encodes 291 amino acids.
AUUUCCUUUCCCAGUUAGUAUGAUUGACGUAGUGACAACUAUCACAGUUCCAGAUCCGGCCCGUGCAAGCGCUUUGGUGUUUUCUCAUCACAGUUGACGCAACCCGACACAAGCUCAUGGAAACAGUCGAUGCAAUCCAAGAAAAUGAAAGCAUGGAUUGUAAAACAAGGGCAUGCAAACGCGUCGCAGCAUUUGCCCAGACGCGGCAUUUAUGUUCGGGGGGAAGCACAUCUAUUUUGUGCGUAAUUCAUUUUUGGGUUGGUCCUGCCAACCCACUCCAUUGAUGAAAAAGGGUCCCCAGCAACGUUAUUGUCAUAUGGGACUACAGCGGUGGCAGCGGCCAGCAGCGGAUCAGAGGGAAGCACAGCCCAAUUGAUUUUUACACAGGACUGGCAAUCCAGCCAUGGAUUGAAAGUGGCCGCGGAGCCGCGCAGCACCUAACUUGGACUAGUGCUACUACUCUCGCAGCACCAGUUGGAUACUUUCCCGUGGCCGGGCGUAAAUGAGAGUUGAAGGGUACUGAAUGCUGGUCGUUGACAAAGAGGGACUGGUGAUCUGCAAACUCCUCGUCUCUGUAUUUUAUACCGCAUCGCGAGGCAUACUUUCCUUGUUUUAGGGAGCAUCUGGCGAGCUCCACUCUCAAGUUCGUCCAUUUGAGAGAGUCAGCAGCAGCAGCGGCUAGUUUCUGUGCAAGACCCACGGGAGUUUUCUCUGUGUCAGGAGUUUUCUUGGUUCUCCGUGCACAUUAUGGUGAGCGUGGAGUUUAGCGAUGGCGUUGCUACUCCCAUGAUUCCCAAUGGACAAGCGAAAUCGAAGCCUUCAACUCAUGCCACUGCAAAUGGAAAUGUGGGAGCAGUGCUGGAAAACGGGCAUGCAAACGGGAGUUCUUCUAAUGGCAAAGCAAAGGACGAAGCUAGCAAACACCAAACUCUUGGUCACAAGAGCCUCCUCAAGAGCGACGCUCUCUAUCAGUAUCUCCUCGAGACGAGCGUUUAUCCGCGAGAGCCAGCGUCACUCAGAGGAUUGAGAGAGCUAACAGCAAAGCAUCCAUGGAACAUCAUGACCACUUCUCCAGACGAGGGCCAGUUUCUAAGCUUGCUAGUAAAGAUCAUGAACGCCAAGAACACCAUCGAAAUCGGCGUCUUCACGGGCUAUUCUCUUCUCAGCACAGCGCUGGCGCUGCCAGAGGAUGGAAAGAUCAUAGCAAUGGACAUUGACAGGAGCAACUAUGAUUUGGGAUUCCCAUUCUUGCAAGAAGCAGGAGUGGACCACAAGAUUGAUUUCCGCGAGGGCCCAGCUCUGGCAACUCUGGACGAGCUCGUUCAAAAUGACAAGAACCAUGGCUUCUUCGAUUUCAUUUUUAUUGAUGCCGACAAGAACAACUAUCUCAACUAUCACGAGAGAGUAAUGCAGCUCGUCAAGAUCGGUGGAAUCAUCGGCUAUGACAACACGCUGUGGAACGGAGCAGUGGUGGCGUCCGACGAUGAGCCAAUGCGCAAGUACGUCCGGUUCUACAAAGAUUUCGUCAAGGAGCUCAACAAAGUUCUCGCGGCGGACCCUCGCAUCGAGAUAAGUCACAUUUCCAUCAGCGACGGGAUCACGCUGUGCAGACGCAUCGUAUGAUAAAAACCAAAUCGCCACCUACAGUUCUUAUUGUUCUUCCACAGAUAGCUCUUCAGUAGCUCGUUAGGAGAAUCUUUCCACCUCUCGCUGGUGUCUGCAAGAAGAAGGAAUUAUUUUGUUCAUAAGCUUCGGACUGUUAUUUCGAAGUCUCAAUGGAAGGAAUUCUUCUCUUA